Molecule: messenger RNA, 1221 nt
Organism: Lathyrus sativus (Indian pea)
Lineage: Eukaryota; Viridiplantae; Streptophyta; Magnoliopsida; Fabales; Fabaceae
Source: the annotation of a GenBank genome assembly
AUGGACGCUAUGGUAUGGUUGACGACGACACUCGCCAUAACCAUCUCCCUUCUCUCAACCUUCGCAAACACCGCCCUCACCUUCGACGGCGGCGGCGACACCAAACAUCAACCAACUCUAUGCGAAGAACUCAUUCUUCCUGCCGGUUACCCUUGCUCCGAACAUGUGAUUCAAACAAAGGAUGGUUUCUUGUUAGGGCUUCAGCGUGUGUCUUCUUCUUCUGCGAGUAUUGGUUAUUAUGCUCCAGAAUCAAGACCUCCGGUUCUGCUUCUACAUGGCCUGUUCAUGGCAGGUGAUGCUUGGUUUCUAAAUACACCAGAACAAUCAUUGGGCUUCAUCCUUGCGGAUCAUGGUUUUGAUGUUUGGGUAGGAAAUGUGCGUGGAACACGUUGGAGCCAUGGCCAUAUAUCUUUAUUAGAGAAGAAUAGGCAUUUUUGGGAUUGGAGCUGGCAGGAAUUAGCCCUUUAUGAUCUUGCAGAAAUGAUUAAUUUUAUUAAUUCAGUGACAAACUCAAAGCUAUUUGUUGUUGGGCAUUCACAGGGGACGAUUAUAUCUUUGGCUGCUUUUACUCAACCGGAGAUAGUAGGAAAGGUUGAAGCAGCAGCUCUACUAUCUCCAAUAUCAUACUUGAAUCAUGUUAGUGCACCUAUGGUACAAAGAAUGGUUAAGAUGCACAUUGAUCAGAUGAUUGUUACAAUGGGUGUUCAUGAACUGAACUUCAAAAGUGAUUGGGGAGCUGAUCUUUUGGUUUCGUUAUGCGAUACACAUCUAAGUUGCAGUGACUUGCUGUCAUCCAUUACAGGAAAGAAUUGUUGCUUCAAUGAGUCACGCGUGGCUUAUUAUCUUGAACAAGAACCUCACCCAUCAUCCUCCAAAAACUUGAACCACCUUUUCCAGAUGAUCCGCAAAGGUACUUUCUCCAAGUAUGAUUAUGGAAAGCUUAGAAAUCUAAAAGAGUAUGGCAACAUCAAACCACCAAAAUUUGAUCUCAGCCGCAUACCCAAGUCACUGCCUUUGUGGAUGGCUUAUGGGGGAAAUGAUGCUUUAGCAGAUAUAACUGAUUUCCAGCACACACUUAAAGAACUGCCAUCCACACCAGAGGUGGUUUAUCUUGAAAACUAUGGUCAUGUUGACUUCAUUUUAAGCUUGCAAGCAAAGCAAGAUCUUUAUGAGCCUAUCAUCAAUUUUUUCAAGUCAAUGGGGAAAGUUAGUAGUAUCUAA